GUGGUGUGGUGUGUGUUCCAUGUGUGCUCACAUAUGUUUCAAGGAUGGAACGAAAUAAAGGGUAUUAUUAUACCUAUGGGCGCUGCAUGGAAAGAAUCGACUUCAAGCGGUCUUCGUCUCCCCCGCCGCCCCCCCCCCCCCCCCAACCAUCGGGUCGUGACAGAGCCCUUGGCUAUUGGAUAAAAUGGAUUUCGGAGGUCUAUCUCAAUACUCAAUAGUCAAUCUAUGUAGUCUGCAGACCCACCCUACUCACUCUGAGUUCUGACUGAGCGUGAGUACCUCAAGGGUCAUUCCCAUCCUAUCGGACCUCACCGCAGAUCAAAACUGUCUUUACUUGGUGCCUACUGCCUAGCCGGUAUGCCUACAGCUUACACGUGGCUGUGCUCUCUGAUCGAGCAUUGUUGGAAUUUGGAAUUUGUAGCAGGACAUCAAACAAAACGCAAAAGACAUGUCGACUGUCGUCCAAUAUAUUCCAUUUUCCCAUACUUCUGCGCAAUCAACGCACAAGAAGUUGUUUGUUUGUUUGUUUAUUUGGCCUUGGCAAUCGUUUCCCGUUUGUUGAUUGUAAUCGAUGGAAGGCUGGAUGAAAUAUGUAAACAAACACAAAUUUACGUUGGGUUAAUGACGUCAUAAUAAAAAAUUCUCGUUUGUAGAGCUUGUUACGAUCAUUAUGGCGUAAAUCUUUGAAUAAAAUUAUUUUUAGAGAAAGGUUCAAUUUCUAUUAUAAGAAAUGAAAUCCUUUUUGUAUGAACAUAAUUAUAAAACUUGUAUUUAUACGUAAUACAUGCUUCUUUUUUUAAUUUAUCCUCGCAAUCUAAUCGAACACACGCGGCCUUGAACACACGUGCAUCUCGGCGGCGUCUGUGUGCUGUGGAGAGCGGGGUAGAGCCGUUCGUUGAGGCAGCAUUGUUAUGCUUUUAUCGAAGCUUUUAUCAAAGCCUUCAGCUACAACUGCUGUGCAGGUGACAGACAUGAGUCAGCCACAGGAAGGACCAGUUUUAGCUAAAAUUGAGUGGAACGACAAAGAAUAUUUAAUGCGCCAGAAACGUAUCACUCUUGGCCGGCAUAGCUCUAAAGGAGAUGUAGACGUUGAUCUGGGCGAUUCCAGCUUUAUUUCGCGUGUUCACCUCGAAAUAAUUUUUAAGGAACCCGAUUUCUUCAUGAAGUGUCAUAGCAAGAAUGGUGUAUUUGUUGAUGACGACUUUCAGCGGCCUAGUGACGGACUUCAAAUUAUCCCAUCAAGAUGCAUGAUCGGUUUCCCGAGCACUGGGAUGUUCAUGGUGUUUGUAUCUCAAGUCAACAUCUCAGUGGACACAGACCCAUCUUUUCAGCAGGCCAUUGCGACAGGUCCCGCAACCUCUCCAACUGAUAUUGUUAGCACAUCCAGUAGCCGCGCUGUGAGCCCCUCACAGCUGGGAGACGUCAUUAUUCUCGAGGAGAGCAGUGGCGAACCAACCACCCCGCUACUGCAUCACAGUUACAGCAGCGACUCGAGGGGCGCGGCGCAGGAGCGGCGCGGUGACGCGGCCGGCGAGCACCGACCUCAGGACCGUCGCUCCAAGCCGCCCUACUCGUACGCCCAGCUGAUCGUACAGGCCCUAUCGACUUCUAAGGACGGCCAGCUGACACUGAGCGGUAUCUACAGCUACAUAACGCGCCACUACCCCUACUACCGCACCGCCGACAAGGGAUGGCAGAACUCAAUUCGCCACAACCUAUCGCUGAACCGAAGCUUCACGAAGGUGGCUCGUAGUCAUGAGCACCAGGGCAAGGGCGGCUUCUGGCGCGUGAAGCCGCAAGCGGAAGGCACUCUGGUGGAACAGGCCUUCCGGAGGCGCGGCCGGGGCGCCGCCAAUGGAUCUGGAGCGAGGAAUGGAAACGGCGUCGGCUCGGACGCGUCACCCGACUCUCCGAUGGUUCUGGGAGGGGACGGCGCCAGUCCGCCCUACCUCCAGUCCCGUGAGUCGUCUCCCGCCGCGGUGGCGCCGGUACAAUUCCAGCAGAUGACACAGCAGUGGCGGACGACCCCCGGGGUGGCUGAGCAGAAUGGCGAGCAGAAGAAUGGAGUGCUGGGAGUGCAGCCGCAUAACGGGACCGUAGCGGCGACAGUGAUCCUGGCUCCUGGCACCACAGUGGCGGGGGAGGUGGCUAGAGCUCGGCUGGUACCCCUCAACGCCUCCGCGGGUUCAUUAGUGACGUCACCGGUGUCAGAGGAUGACGUCAUCAUCGAGCCGGCCGACCUGAUCUCUUCCGACGAAUGUCCUGUCGUACCGGAACACUCGGAGCCCGACACCCUGACCAGGGGUCCCUCAGGGGACAAUGGUGUCCCCCAGAGGGCACAGACAGCGGAGCGGUGCUAGCACUGCUAGCACUGCUAGACUCAGUGCUGGCAGAGGGCUGGAAAGGUCCACUAACAGUGCUUGGCGACUCUCUAAAGUGCAUCGGUCAUACUGCGUCAAUGACUGUGCCAUUCGCUACGUUACUGACUUUGCCACUGAUAAUGUAGCUAACUGCUUCACUGAUUCUGUCGCAGAAGAACUCAGACACCGAUCUUAAUUGGAGCAGAAAGGAAGGGCCAAGAGCUGUAUGGCGUUAUCUGACCGCUCUUUUAGUUCCUAACGUCUUUCUCAUAGAUGAACGUUCGAGCGGGAAGCGCCCGUGGGUCUAGUUUGCAACGAUCAAAGAAAAGACAUCGUGCAUGUGACUUUCUUACACGCCUGCUUUGUGUUCUCUAUUUACGCUGAUGUCAUUCAUUCGUUUCACCUUUUGUUGCUCUCAUACUGUGUGCUGUUUACACCUACCGACUGCACUUGUUUUGAACUUGUGCUAUGAAUCGUUCAUUUGCACGCACGUAAGUUAGAAUACUCAGACCACAGGCCGUUUAGAAUGCGUGCUGUCUUACGAGGUGCUGAUGUACAGAGGCUCUAACCGUCUCACGGUCCUACGGGCUUUCUUCCAAAGACUGUGAAGACAGGAAAGACAAGGGUUGGAAGUGAGUGGCUGUAUUUAUUUUGUACAUCAAGGUUUGUGUGAAAGUUGGCCCGGAGAGUUGGAUCUCAGGGGGCUACCCGACCGCCAUCUGCGGCGCUACGUUAGACCAGAACUAGCAGUUCUUCGUCUAGCCGCGUGGCGUAAGUUUCCCAGUUAACGCGAACUGACUCAGCGAAUAGACUGGAGAAAACCUCGCAAUACACACUUUUGUACAAACA
Molecule: messenger RNA, 3209 nt
Organism: Amphibalanus amphitrite
Lineage: Eukaryota; Metazoa; Arthropoda; Thecostraca; Balanomorpha; Balanidae
Product: forkhead box protein K1-like
Exons: 9
Coding region: 912-2360 (482 amino acids)
Biological process (GO): regulation of transcription by RNA polymerase II
Molecular function (GO): RNA polymerase II cis-regulatory region sequence-specific DNA binding; DNA-binding transcription factor activity, RNA polymerase II-specific; protein binding
Source: RefSeq, a predicted model, not a curated record